Molecule: messenger RNA, 3155 nt
Organism: Dendronephthya gigantea
Lineage: Eukaryota; Metazoa; Cnidaria; Anthozoa; Malacalcyonacea; Nephtheidae
Product: protein toll-like
Exons: 1
Coding region: 1-2607 (868 amino acids)
Biological process (GO): immune response; toll-like receptor signaling pathway
Cellular component (GO): membrane
Molecular function (GO): transmembrane signaling receptor activity; protein binding
Source: RefSeq, a predicted model, not a curated record
AUGUAUCUUCGGCUGAGGAAUCAGUGCCGUGUGUCCGGUGCAGACCUUGCAGUCUGGGGACGAGCUGCGGAUUUGCGUGUCCUGUACAUGUGGAAUCAGGUUAUACUGGAAGACAAAGGGGAGACUGAGGCUGACUUGGAAGGGUUGUUUAAUAUCGGGAGUUUGGUUCUGAACAAUUUGAAAAACAAAACAAUGCCCCGAAUGUUUUUGUCCUAUGUCUGGGAGAAAAUGGCUGAAGUACAAUUUAGCAAAAUGCGCCUUGAGGCAGAAACACUGAGGACUUUGAAAAAAACUAUGCCUCAUUUACAGUCCUUGGAAUUAUCAGGAAAUAAUCUCCGGGCACUACCUGAUUUCCCAUGGUCAAACCAAGGUUUGGAGCUUCCGAGAAAUUUGUCCCGUACUACCUUAUUGAACGAUCAUUAUUCUGAGGGUGCGACAAUAAGUCCGCGAGUUUAUCGGCGCUUUCUUAUGGUAGAAUUCAACCCAGAGCUGAACCAUUUGAAAAAUCCCUCUGGGAAAGUAGAUAAAAUUUCUCUGCGCGGAAACCAAUUGAGAUCUAUUAAUUCGACAAUAUUUGACGAAGUGAUCGGUUUGAAGAUAGUCGAUUUGAGCGAGAACAAUAUUAGCCAAAUCCCCGCACGAAUUUUCCAGAAAACUUUGGAUCUAGUUUCGAUAAACUUGAAUAAAAACAACCUCACCUCGUUAGAUGGAAGAAUAUUCGAAGGAUUGGAAAAUCUUCGAAAGUUAAACGUGAAAAACAAUUUCAUACACACAUUACAAAACAAUUUUCUUAGCGACAAGUUGCAAAAAUUGGAGUCGAUUGAUUUCGAGAACAAUCUAUUGCGUGUCGUCGAGCCUAACGCAAUUCCCCGAGGCGUCUUCGACGCACUGAAGAAAAUUAAUUUGUGUAAGAAUAAGUUGCGCGAUGUACCACAGUUUGGUCUUUACGUUCGAAAUUUGGUAACUUUUGAUUUGUCGUAUAACGAAAUCAACUUUGCUGGUUUUGUUAAAAUGAUAGACGAACUCAACGGACACGAUUUUUUGUUUCUUCAUACCGACACAGGGAGCUCUAUCGAUACGACUUCCACGCGUGACUUGACAACAAAUUCUCGAAAUAAGAAAACCUUCAACCUUCAAGGGAACGCGAUUGAACGGUUCGAUCUGAACGACUUUGGUAAGCUUAGAAUGGAAAAGCUCGAGUCCGUGCUAAAAACUUUUAGAAUAAUUUUGGAGGAAAAUCCUCUUCAUUGCGACUGCAAAACUCGAGGUUUGCUAUCGUGGAUUCGAUACUGGACGACAGCUGUUAAAGAAAUCACGAAAAAGGAUUUUGAAAGCUGGAUUUGUUACACGCCAGUGAAUUUGCGUGGAAAGAAAAUUUUGGAUGUCCAUCCAAACCAGUUGUGGUGCGAGAGACGUAAUUGCUCAAAAUGUCCUAAGCGAUGCACUUGCUAUCACCAAGGUUAUCCUGGUUCUGCGACGCUCGUGAACUGCCGGGAACGGAACCUUACGACAGUCCCCGAAGAACUUCCUGGUGGCGUGAUCGAAUUGAAUAUUGAGCACAAUCAAAUUGGAAACUUAAAUCUUUCGAAACACUUGGAAAAUGUUAGCGUAAUUCACGCCAGUCACAACAAGAUAGAACGUGUUACCUUAGACGAUUCCAAAUUGAAGUUAAAAGAAUUAUACUUGUAUUCGAAUAAGUUAACCACACUUCCAAAACGUAUUCAAAAUUUGACCCUAUCCAAAAUCAAUAUACAAAAUAACUAUUUUACCUGCGACUGUGAGAGUCUUUGGAUGAAAAACUGGUUAAAAAGAGAACGGAACGCAUUUAUUGGGGGUGCAAAAAGUGUUGGUUGUAGCUCUGGUGAUAGAAAUCAGGGAAAGCCCUUAAUUUUGGUUGAAGACAGCGAUUUUAUUUGUGUGCAGGAUGCCAAUACGGGAGAGAAUCCUAACGAAAGUAUAGCAGCCAUCUCUUCCUUUGUUGUCGCAGGAUUUCUAGUCGUGGUUAUCAUUACAGCCGUUCUUCUGUAUCGUUUUCGUAAAGAACUGAAGCUUAUUCUUUACACGAGAUUUAACUGGCAUCCGUUCGACCGCGUGGACGAUUCAGACCCGUCCAAGAUCUACGACGCUUUCGUCUCCUUCAAUGAGAGGGAUAAAGUUUGGGUUGAAGAAACUUUGCAAGUAAAAUUGGAAAAAGAUCACAAUCCACCGUAUAAAUUAUGCGUUCACUACAGGGACUUUAUCCCGGGGACACCAAUUGCCGAGACUAUCCUUGACUGUGUUAAAAAGAGUCGUCGAAUGAUCAUGGUUUUAUCGCGAAAUUUCAUACAAAGCGAAUGGUGCAUGUUGGAAUUUCGUGCCGCGCAUCUGAAGGUCCUAAAGGGACGUGCGAAUUAUUUGAUCGUCGUCCUUUUUGACGAUGUUGAUGUGGACAGUUUGGAUGACGAGUUGAAGUUGUAUCUAAAGACGAAUACGUAUCUGAGCGUGGAGAGUAAAUGGUUCUGGCAACAGUUGAAGUACGCGCUGCCGCAGAAGAAACUAGAAACUGGUGACGAGGGACUACCUAAUGAGGGAAUAGAAUUUGAAGAGAGGCAUCUUGGCAUGGUUUGACUAAUAAUUUCUUUAUAUUUAUGCAACCUUUAAUAACUGUAAUUAAUUUUCCCGGGAAGGGGAGCUGAUUGCACUCAAUGUAUACACUGUUAUUGUGUGCUUCUUGCAAUCGAUUGUUUAACGGUUUGUUUCUUGCACGAAGGUUAGGCAUAGAUAAGUUUAGUGUGAAACCUUGAUCCAUUGUUGGGUUAAGGCGGUUUUCCACUGCCACUGGACUGGAUUUUUCGAAAAAAAUUGCCGCUUUAUUUUCCAGUUUAAUUGUGACAGGUCAGGGGAAUCCGCAACGGGGAAUUCUCACAAUGAAAGGAUUGCGGAUAUCAUUUGAAAAUAUGCCGCUUUUGUUUUCGUACGCUGAGUGCAUAGCAAUAUUAGAAACUUCAGAUUGAUUAAGUGCAUAACCACAAGUAUGAGGUUCGUCUGGUGGGCAAUAUAAUAAUGAAAUGUUUUGCUUUCAAUUCGUCACCACAAUAAUGAAAUGCAAGUUUCGUAUCAGUUGAUAUUUUAACUCCCGCGUCAUGAAAUCUCACACGGGAAUUAAACAAUUAUGA